AUGCUAUCAAAGAAAUAAUUAGCAAAAGCAUCACUGCUCCUCAUCCUUUUCAAUUUACUCAUUAGCUUUAAUGAGGUCAAAUCUGGAUUUCUUUAAGAAUCUCUUUCUAUUUACAAUCAGUAACCACACAAAAUUGCAUAUUAAAAAAGAACCGCAAACUAUGAUCUGAGCCUAGAAAGCAAGCACCCCUUGCUUUAAGGAGACUUCUCGUACAAUAUGACAUGGCUCUAGAAUUAAAUUAAUAAUGCUACAGAUGAUAUAUUACCAGUAUAAAGUCCUAGACUUCAUGCCAGCAUUAAACUAGAUAAGUUAAAAUACCUUCCAAACGAUGUCGUCUUUAUUGAAGUACUUCUUUUUAAUUCCUUGAAUGUUACACCUGUUGCCAUUACUACACUACCUGCUAAUGAUCAAAGGAAUCAGUUCUACAAUCUAACAAUUGAAGUAAGAGACUCUUCAUCAAACUUGCUAUUUACAACUACUGCAAAAGCUAGCUUUUCUACUGCAGUCACUUCCUUUAAGUUACCCUCAACUAUUUCAGCUGGAACAUACAUUGUCUCCGCACUUAACUCGGUUGUAGCAACAGCAUUAACUCAAUUUACUGUGAUCAAUCUACCUAAAGAUAAAAUCAUUGUCUAGUCAUAGUUCUUAUAAUAAUCAUACAAUCCUGGCAGCGUUGCGACUGGUAUUGUAAGAGUGACAGAUUAAAAUCAAUAUUUAAUAAAUACGACCAUAACUUCAUUAUCGUAUUUUGUAAGAUAUUCAAAUUCGACCAGUGCAAAUACCUCUAUUAUUCUAACAUCGACCAGAGCAGAUGCAAUCAUUAACUUUACUAUUCCCAGAUAUCUAAACACCUCAUCUGCAAUGAUAAUCUAUACAAUUAGAAUCGAAAAUGAGACUUUCAACUAUCAGUAAUCAUUAUAAAUCAACAACCCUGAGUUAAUUGCAAUUGAUGCAUUUGUAUCAACUGGUUCUCUAGUAUUCAAUGUUCCCAACAUCUUCUACUUCUAAGCAUAUCAAUCAAGAGAAAACUCUCAACCACUUGAGUUUUAAAAUGCUACUUUAAAGCAGAGCUUUGCUAAUAAAUCAGAAAUUGUGAUCGGCCAAGUAUCUACUUAUUCUCAGGGUCGCGGUUCCUUCAAAUAUACUCCUCAUAGGAAUGAAACAGGUUUGAUCAUUGAGAUAAGCGUAAAUGGAUAACUUGUCAGAAGAAGUCUUAAUCUCUAAAACUCUUAGAAUCCAUAUUCUCCAUCAGCAGAAGUUACUUUCAGUAUCCUUAAUGCCAAUAGAGUCAUAGGUAAUAAUGACAUGCUGGUACUAUAAUUCAUUACAAAUGAAUAAGUCAAAGAAAAUGACGAUUACUUGCUGCAAAUAAAACUCAAGGAGAGUAUUUUAUAUCAAUAGCAGCUAACAUUCUCGCCCUCAUCAAUCAGAAAUCUCUCAGUCCUGGCAAGAUAGUUCCCUCUUAUCAAUGGAGGAGUAUUGAACUUGAAUUUGUAUAAGCUGAGCGAGUAAUUCAAAAAUUUCUACAGAAAUAUCCAGAUCUAGCCAGUCGUUAAUUAAACUAACGGCACUAAUGGAAAUAGAACUAAUAAUUCAACUAACUCAACUGGAAAUUCCACAAAUGCUACAGCUAAUAGCACUAACAAUGCAUCAUCUUCUAAUGCGACCACAGUGGUUAUCACCCCAAGUUUCUCUAAAUUGCAGGAUGUUAUCACAUGGCUUGAACCUAAGGGGGAAUUGAUCAUCUUCAAGAGACCAAGUGAUAGACUUAUCGUGAAUAUUACACUAGAUAAGACUAGUUACAGUCCAGGAGAUCUUGUUACCUAUACUAUCAGAGUUAUUAACUCUACUACAGGCAGAGUUGUGGGACUCGAUUCAUAUGUUACUUUGACAGCAGUUGAUAUUUUAGGUCUUUAAAGAGAAAAUCAGGAUCUGCUUUUGCCUUCAUCAAUUCAAUCUAGACUCUACCUAUCUCAAGAGAUUGCAAACUUUGAUAACGAAAAUCUAUAAAAGCUAACAAACUUUGAGACUCUAAAUGACCCUAACUCAGCAACAACAGAGUCUCUAGAUUUAUUAUUUGGACUUCAGCAAUGGAGAAAUGGUGCCUUUGACAUUUAAAAUUUGGCUAUAAUCUCAUAGUUAGGCAAAAAUCUAUCAUUAUCGGAUAGCCAAGCUUUCCAAGGACUAUACAAUUAUGUUUUCUACAGAGCAUAAGCGAAUCAAACUAAUCAGACUACUACUAGAGCAUAACUAACUUUAAGAUCAGGGGAGCAAGGAUAUCAAGAAGAUCCUAAAGAUUACAUGGUAGGAAUUUCAAAUCCGAGAAACUGGCUUCAUCCAGUUAGAGCUGACUUCGCUACAGUCCCAGGAGUUCAGGAUCUGACUUAAACAGUUCUUUUCCAAUCAGCCUUGGUUGUUAAGAAUGGACUUGCCACUGGUAAAUUCAAUCUCAACGAUAGACUAUCUAACUAUAUUCUUUCUGCAGAUGCAUUCAAUGCCAACGGUGUGCUAGGUUAUAACUAUGCCUAAUUUGGAACAUUCGAAAGUUUCAAACUUAGCAUGAGUGCUCCUGAAUUCAUGGUUGUUGGAGAUGCCAUUAAAAUUCCUGUUAACAUUACUAACCUCAAUACUGCAGCUGUUUCUGUUGUUAUUAGCUAAGAUCUAUCAAAAUCUGCUGUAUAAGAUUUCAGAAUCAGCUAGUUGCCAGCUUAAAACAUACCUGCUGGCUAGACUCUUAGAACAUUCAUUACUGCUACAGCUUUACAAGUCAAUCCAACAGCUUCAUUAUCAUUGAUAGCAAAUGGCACUGUGGCAAGAAGAAUUGUGAUUUCAACUGGAUAAGUAAAUCUAUCUAUAGUAGAUUAAAUUAUGAAGUAAAAAUCAUAAACAAGAGGAACUUUGAUCGGCUCAAAUGCUAGAGCAGCUGGACCAUCAAAUCAAUUUUUACAAAUGAAUCUUACCAAUGAUUUGAAUUAGAGUUCGUCAAAAUAUUUCCUGAGUGUCUAUCCAAAUUUACUUUCUAUACUUGAGGAUACAGUUCAAACUGUUUCUGAGAUCAGACAAGGUAACGUAGAAUAAGUUGCCUCAGCUCUAUACCCAUUGGCCUUGAAAUUCUCUCUACUUAAAACAUAAUCUCCAUAAACGUCAGAGACCUAAGUCUAGCUAUAUUAACUCCAAUAAGAAUUAGAGAAUUAACUACAAGCAAUUUUAACUCACAGAAUUCAAGUAGACGAUAACUCCAGAUUUAAUGGAAAUGAUAUCUCUAAUGAAGCAAUGACUGCUUAUGCGCUUCAAUUCCUCAUCGAUAUAAGUAACAUCACCACAGUUGAUAAAUCUUUGAUUAAUCAGUUGGCAGGCUACCUUAUUUCAAGAAGAAAUGGAAGAGGAGGAUUUAUUCAAUCUUUCUCAAGUCCAUUAGCCUAAUCUGUACCAGAAGUUACUCUAAAUGCAUACAUAGUAAACGUCUUGACCUAUCACAAUCCCUCGGUUAGCCUUACAAUUGAGAUUAAUUCUCUUAAAAGCUUUGUAGAUGCUCAGUUGAGAAUCAACCAAGGAGAUGGCUACAUUUUAACUUUAUUGGCUUAAUCUUUAUUCAGAUAAAAGAGAACAGCUGAAGCUACAGUAUACACUGAUGCUCUAACCAGACUAAUGUCCUCUGAUGGAAGAGUGGUUUCAAACUAAACCACAACAUUGUCGGUAUUUUUAUCAAAUGGUACUAAUCUUGAUAUUGAGACUACAGCACUUGCAAUUUAAGCUUGGAAUUUCAAUACUGUUAAGUAUGCAAACUAAAUUGGAAAUGCAACUAACUAUCUCAUUUCUUAAAUUGAUAGAGGUCUCAUUGGUGGAUCUUAGGGAACUUAUCUAGGGUUAAAAGCAAUUCAAAGCUAUUUCACAUCAAGUGGAUUCCCAGUAAUUAACGGAAAUGGAAGCUUCUUCUUGAAGGUUAAUGAUGUCACAGUUGAAACUAUAUCAUUCAGAUCUAAUUAAUAAGAAGCUAUCAAAUUUGAUAUUUCAGAAUAUAUUAAAACUAAAGGCAAUUCAAGAAUAUUUGCACCAGGAGCAAGCAUUAACUUCAAUGUCGGAGUGCAAGGAUUUAGUCUUAACGCUGGAUAGACCAAAGAUUUUAGAGCAGUCCUAUCGAUCUCUCACAGAUACAUGGUGAACCAAAGUUAUGUUGAUCCUGGUCCAGCUAAUCUAACUACUGAUUUCUCAGUCUUAUUGAGAAACUACAGAAAUCUAGGACUAGACAAUCAAACUGGAAGAUUAUUCCCAAUUUAAGUCAAAUUCUAGAAUAUAUUUGCUAAUGGCUCAGCUUAAAGUGGGUAACUUAAUGUGAUUUUACAUCCUCCCUCUUGCCUUGAGCUAGACUUAGAAAGUACUUAUAAAUUAAUAGAAGACGGUGAAAUUAACGAUUUCUAAGUCAUUCCUUUGUCAGGUCAAGCAGUCCUAUUCAUUAACUCUAUGUUCCCAGGUUAAGUUAAGAAUUUCCAGAUAAAUUAUAUUCAAAAGUACGCAGGACAAUGCCAACUAAGAGAUAACAUAAUCUACCAAUCAUAUGGUGACUUUGAAUUAUAUUCAAAAACUACAACAGAAUUAUGA
This is a messenger RNA of Stylonychia lemnae, 4599 nucleotides long. Lineage: Eukaryota; Ciliophora; Spirotrichea; Sporadotrichida; Oxytrichidae. The record is from the annotation of a GenBank genome assembly.